Molecule: messenger RNA, 1197 nt
Organism: Balearica regulorum gibbericeps (East African grey crowned-crane)
Lineage: Eukaryota; Metazoa; Chordata; Aves; Gruiformes; Gruidae
Source: RefSeq, a predicted model, not a curated record
CUGGUUGUAAACUGCUUGAGAGUGCUGACAGCCAGUCAACUUCAAAAGCAGCCAGGAGAAACUUUCUCGCUAACUUUGGGAAGAAAUUCAAAAAUGCUGAAAGGUGCAGAUGAUGUUGUUAUGGAGCAGGAGGACUCUGCUUCCCAACGUGGAGAAAUGACAAGUUGGGAUAUCAAUGACAUCAAACUUCCCCAGGAUAUAAGACAGAUAGACUGGUUUCAAGAAUGGCCAGAUUCCUACGUAAAACAUAUCUAUAGCUCAGAGGAUAAAAAUGCUCAGAGGCACCACAGCAGCUGGGCAAUGAGAAAUACCAACAACCACAACUCUCGCAUCUUAAAAAAGUCCUGCCUUGGGGUGGUGGUCUGUGGCAACGACUGCUCGACCUUGGAUGGGAGGAAGAUCUAUCUAAGACCAGCCAUUUGUGAUAAAGCUAGGCAAAAACAACAGCGGAAGUGCUGUCCAAACUGCAAUGGACCCCUGCGGCUCCUUUCCUGCCGAGGCCAUGGUGGUUACCCAGUUACCAACUUCUGGAGGCAUGAAGGCCAAUUCAUAUUUUUUCAGUCCAAAGGAGCUCAUGAUCAUCCACGUCCAGAAACAAAACUAGAAGCAGAAGCAAGAAGGUCAAUCCAAAAAGCACAGAUGGCUUUUUCUCCAUCUUCUCCAAGAUUAAAAAGAAUCCGGGAGAUUGAGUCUCUGACAGGUGCAAUGCCAACGCGGGAGGCUUUGCUUCUUUCCAAGAUGGACGCUUACAUGCUACCUGCUAAUUUUGGGGCGCAUUUAAGCAAAAGCUCCCAGGAGCCGAUGUUGGGCAGCUGCUCUGGGCGGCCACCAUACCCAAGGGCAGCAGGGGAGGACGGGGCCAACCCACCCCAUGCAGCCCCUUUUCCCCAGCACUGUGCCCAGCUGGGCACCCAGCACAUCCUGCCCAUGACAAAGGGUGGCCAUGACCCCUUUAGGCCUAACGCUGGCCCUUUGGGGGAUGAAUCCUGUGAGGAGAAAUCCCCGCUGUGCCCCCCUCCACCGCCAUACCCUGUGCCUCAGGGAGGCCCCUGCCCCACAGUGAGCGGGGCACAACACCACCGCCAGCUCUCGGUGCCUCCAAGGGGAAGCGAAGACAACGGAGGUGAGAGAAGGCACCGUAUUGGUCUCAACCACUGCAACGAGGACAUGUUUUUUAACCUGUAUCCGUUACGGUGA